Messenger RNA from Juglans regia (Persian walnut), 1161 nucleotides. RefSeq names its product lysine-rich arabinogalactan protein 18-like. NCBI's taxonomy places the organism in Eukaryota, Viridiplantae, Streptophyta, Magnoliopsida, Fagales, Juglandaceae. The transcript is spliced from 2 exons. The coding region runs from base 64 to 810 and encodes 248 amino acids. Gene Ontology annotation, cellular component: plasma membrane. The record is from RefSeq and is a predicted model, not a curated record.
CUUCUAUUACCGUCUUCAAGUCUCUGUCUCUCUGUCUCUCUGUCUCUGACUCUCUCUGAAGCAAUGGAUCGAAAAUGCUUUCUCGCAUUUGCAUUUGCAUUCAUCUGCGUCAUUGCCUGCAGCGCCGGAGCCGAAUCUCCAGCUUCUGCGCCGUCGAAAGCUCCGCCAACUGCUACUACACCGACUUCACCUGCCGCAGCUCCGUCUAAACCACAAUCUCCAGCCAAAGCACCUUCCAAACCAAAGUCUCCGGCUCCGGUUUCGUCUCCAACAUCGGCUUCAGUACCACCAGCUGUUGCUCCAUCGAAGAAGCCCGCGGCGCCUGCACCAUCGAAGAAGCCGGAGGCGCCUGCUCCGUCGAAAAAACCGGUAGCGCCUGCCCCAGCGGCUACGACUCCAACGUCGUCGCCUCCAGCUGUCACUCCAGUGAGCUCCCCACCAGCUCCUGUUCCAGUCAGCUCUCAUCCGUCACCUGCUCCGGCGAAAUCUCCUCCAUCACCUGCACCAGAAAUUGUUCCCUCCAGCGCUCCUCCGGCUCCUGUUUCUGCACCAACUGCUGAGGUUCCGGCUCCUGCUCCCAGCAAGAAGAAGACCAAAACGAAAACUAAGAAACACCACGCGCCAGCCCCAGCGCCAGCAUUGCUAAGUCCUCCUGCGCCGCCGGCAGAAGCCCCCGGACCGAGCCUGGACGCUUUCUCACCCGGUCCCUCCGUGGCCGCCGAUGAGAGCGGAGCAGUUACGAUCAGGUCCGUGCAGAAGGUAAUUGCUGGCUUGGCAUUGGGAUUGGCUUUCCUCGGAUUGAUCCAUUAGAGAGAGAAAGAUUUAUGUAUAUUUAUUUUAUUAUUAUGUGUUCGGUGCUACAUUAUUUCGAGGACAGAGUUCUCCGACCGUUAGAUGAAUAAUUUAAAUGGAGUAUUCAAGGAUACAUUAUUUUUUUUAAUUAUAUUAUAUGUUUAACAAUCAUGUGAGUGUUAAACAGGUUAUGUGAUUAAAAGCAAGUCUUAUUGGCUUUGGAAAAUUCUGUCGGUUUGCUUUUGGACAGUUGGGAUUUACCCACGUCUACUUCUUUUAUUCUUUCGGCCGAGUGUGGGGAAAACUUUCUAGUUUUCUAUUGACUGCUUCAUUUACUGUUGUAUUAGUAUUACUAGCAAACUUCCUUUA